AUGGAUGGUGUUGGAACGAAGCUGAUGCUUGCACUCGAAACUGGCAUUCUUGACACAAUUGGGAUUGAUCUGGUUGCGAUGAGUGUCAACAAUGUUGUUACUUCGGGGACAAAGCCUUUGGGUUUCCUUGAUUACAAUUCUACUGGCCACCUUGAUGUGGAUGUUGCUGAGAAGGUUAUCAAAGGCAUUGUUGAUGGCUGUAAGCAAUCUGAUUGUGCUCUUUUAGGAGGAGAGAGAGAAGGUGACUUUGAUCUAUGUGGUUGUGCUGUUGGCAUUGCGAAGAAAGAUUCUAUAAUUGAUGGAAAGAACAUUAUUGCUGGUGAUAUUCUUAUUGGUUUGCCAUCUAGUGGAGCUCAUUCUAAUGACUUCUCACUUGUAAGAAGGUUGGUUUUGGUUUUGACGAUGAGUAAUCAAAUCUAUCAGUUUUGUUAA
Trifolium pratense (red clover) is the source of this 432-nucleotide messenger RNA. RefSeq names its product phosphoribosylformylglycinamidine cyclo-ligase, chloroplastic/mitochondrial-like. The transcript has 4 exons. Gene Ontology annotation, molecular function: phosphoribosylformylglycinamidine cyclo-ligase activity; phosphoribosylamine-glycine ligase activity. Gene Ontology annotation, biological process: adenine biosynthetic process; 'de novo' IMP biosynthetic process. The record is from RefSeq and is a predicted model, not a curated record. Gene Ontology annotation, cellular component: cytosol. NCBI's taxonomy places the organism in Eukaryota, Viridiplantae, Streptophyta, Magnoliopsida, Fabales, Fabaceae. Bases 1 to 432 code for a protein of 143 amino acids.